Musa acuminata subsp. malaccensis (wild Malaysian banana) is the source of this 2338-nucleotide messenger RNA. RefSeq names its product MACPF domain-containing protein CAD1. Gene Ontology annotation, cellular component: plasma membrane. The record is from RefSeq and is a predicted model, not a curated record. Lineage: Eukaryota; Viridiplantae; Streptophyta; Magnoliopsida; Zingiberales; Musaceae. Gene Ontology annotation, biological process: regulation of salicylic acid mediated signaling pathway; plant-type hypersensitive response.
CCCGUUUACUUCUUCCGUUACCGACGAUGUGUCCCUUCCGCUGGUGGAUGAAGUAAACGAAAGAGACCAAGUCUUGUGUUCCGUCUCUCUGUUUUUAAGAUUGGAAGCUUAGAUCGGGCUCUCCCGGGGGCCGGCUGAUUCCGGAUUUCGUGUGGUUGUUCUCUCCCGGUUUUUUCUUCGCCGGAUCGAAGGCAUCUUGUUCGUCAAAUCAGAACCUUGCCGUCGCGGAAGGUCCCAUCUUUUGUGGUCUUCGUGGGCGAUUAGGGUUUCGCUGUUCGUGGUUUAUCAGAGUCCUCGUUUUGCGCGGUCCGCAGCUGGGUCGGAGUGGUUGCAUGUGCCGUUUCCUUUCGGUUGCUUCUGAUGUCGACUAGAUCGGAGGAGAAUCCGGCUCUUAGGAUCAUCGAGAACUCGAUUCAGGCCCUCGGAAGGGGUUUCGAUGCCAACUGCGACACGAGGCUACUCUACUGCAAGGGAGCCACCGGGUCGAGGGUGGUCGAGCUCGACGAGGAGCACGCGAGGGAGCUGCCGAUCGGCGAAGGUCUAGUCGUGCCUAAUGUGUCCAGGGACGUCAGGUGUUCGAUCGAGAGCCCCGGGAGGGAGAGUUUCGGUGCUUGCGGAUUCUACGAGAAACUGCAGAUGGCAGAGUAUUUUAACAGAAAGGCUCUUCUAUCAGGAAGUAUUCCAUUGGGAAGGUUUAAUUGUGCAUUCAGCUUUAGUGGCUCAAAGAAAAUUGAUGCUGCUGCUACAAAAAGCCUUGCAAUGAAUGGGAAAUUCAUUCCUUUGUGUAAGGUUCAGCUGAUGAAACAUCCUUUAUCGCUGCAAGAUCAUGUAAAAGCUGCAGUGCCACGUUCAUGGGAACCGUUGUCCUUAGCAAGAUUUAUUGAGACUUAUGGUACUCAUGUCAUCACAUCCAUUACUAUUGGUGGUAAGGAUGUGAUAUAUGUGAAGCAGCACAUCUCAUCAACUUUAUCAAUCACAGAAAUUAAAAACUACAUACUAGAUGUUGGAGAUCAGAGAUUCUCUGAGACUGAAAGCGUUACGAGUUCUGGUCCAAUAAAAUUGAAGGGCAAGGCUGUGGAUCCUUUUAUAUUUAACAGUCAAGGUAUACACCCACAACCACUUAAUGCUCCAUAUCUUACUGCAAAAGAGGAUGUAACUGUCAUUUUUAGGAGGAGGGGAGGGGACGACCUAGUACAAAGCCACGUUGAAUGGGCCAGAACUGUUCCUUCAGCGCCUGAUGUUAUUCAAAUGACUUUCCUUCCCAUUACUUCUCUUCUAGAAAGUAUUCCUGGGAAGGACCAUCUUACUCGUGCCAUCAACCUUUAUUUGGAAUAUAAGCCUCCAAUUGAGGAGCUCCGAUAUUUCCUAGAGUUCCAGGUCCCAUGGAUAUGGGCCCCUGUACGAGAAGAAUUUCCAGGACAUAAAAGAAAAGAGCCAGUCUGCCCAUUUUUGCAGUUCAGCAUAAUGGGGCAGAAGUUAUAUGUAAGCCAAGAGCAGGUAUCGGUCAGCCGUAAGCCUGUCACCGGCCUAAGAUUGUUCUUGGAAGGUGCAAAGCAGAACCGACUAUGUAUUCAGGUUCAGCAUCUGGCAAGCCUUCCAAAGAUGCUCCAGCCAUACUGGGACGCCCAUGUCGCAAUAGGUGCACCCAAGUGGCAGGGUCCAGAGGAGCAAGACAGCCGUUGGUUUGAGCCUGUAAAAUGGAGGAACUUCUCCCAUGUCACCACGGCUCCUAUCGAGAACAAUGAGACUUUCAUUAGUGACCUCUCUGGUGUCUUUGUGGUCACCGGAGCUCAGCUUGGGGUUUGGGACUUUGGGACGAAGAAUGUUUUGUACAUGAAACUUCUAUAUUCGAAAGUGCCCAGAUGUACCAUAAGGAGAUCCUUAUGGGACCACAGCCCUGAUGGCUCGAAGAAUAAACUAAAGAGGUUGCCGAGUGGAGCAUCGAUGAGCUCGGACGAGUCAAGCUCAGAUUCAGAUCUGGGGAGGCUGUCAAAAUUUGUGGACAUGUCUGAGAUGAAAAAAGGCCCAGACGACAUGCCAGGGCACUGGGUGGUGACCGGCGGAAAGCUGGGAGUCGAGAAAGGGAAGAUUGUUUUGAGAGUGAAGUAUUCUUUGUUGAAUUAUUAGAGAACCUGCUAGUUGGUUGCAAGGCUAAUUUUUCGGUAAUGCAUGUAAAAUGUAGCAAAUUUCUUAGAUCUUAUUCUGGUAAGGAUAUGGCUUUUUUCUGAUGAUUUUUUGCCUAUUGGCAAACUUUCUAAGUUGGUCAACAGAAUGUAAUGAUAACAUGUUGAGAUUGGUUGUAGUUUAGUGUUUAUGAAUAUGCUGUUGAGAUUUGAUC